GAUUUCCUUUUGCUGCUGGUCCAUGGCCAGUGCGAAGUGUAGAGAAAAAUAUCGGGUCACAGUUCUCUAUAAGCUGAUUCAUGCAAGAAGGGCUUCACCGAAGCCUCGACCCAGAAAAACAGACAUCACAAAAACCUAACACAGUAGACAGAGGUGUUCCAUGAUGGAGUUACAUUUGCUGAGGCUGGUGUUAGUAACUUCUGGUCUGUUCUGCCAUGCAGAGGAGUUGAGAGUUCCAGAGGCACAAACCAGUAACCCAUGCAUUGGUUUGGAAACAUGCAGUGACUGUCUUCGCACAGCAAAUGUCUGUGCAUGGUGCUCCUCAGUGAAUUUGCCACGUACCACUUCUCGUUGCAACAUUUAUGAACAACUGCUCUCCACUUGUACAAACAGUAUUGUAUGGUUAAAGAGCAGUGUAAAUGUGACAAAGAAUGACAAGGUGCGAGGAAGCGAUAAAGAUCAACAGCCGAUACAAGUCCAGCCUCAAGUCCUGGAUAUUACGACCAGACCAAAUGACCCAGUCACCUUUAGUCUGACAUUUCGCCAGGCUGAGAACUACCCUGUGGAUCUAUACUUUUUGCUGGACUUGAGUUAUACCAUGGUAAAGGAAGAGAAGGCCCAAAAGAAUCUUGUAGCUUUGGGCCGUGACAUUCUUCCCAGCUUGGAGAACAUCACCAAAAAUUUUCAUCUAGGGUUUGGAACAUUCGUUGACAAAUUUGUCAUGCCAUACAUACCCUGGACUGAUCAGAUGCUUAAGAAUCGAUGCCCUUUGAAAGAGUCUGAUCAGACUUGUAGAAAACCUCAUGACUUCAUCAACCAACUACCCCUGUCAGAAGAUGUGGCUAAGUUUGCUCCAAAGAUGGAGGAAGCAAUCAAAGCUGUUUCCCAAAGUUUCGAUGACUCGGAAGGUGGGAUGGAUGGUCUUAUGCAGACACUUGCCUGCGAGAAAGAUGUUGGUUGGCGAGAACGUAGCCGAAGAAUUGUUGUUUAUGCUUCAAACUCUCUUUUCCACUUGGCUGGAGAUGGCUUGUUUGGUGGGGCAGCUAAAAUGUAUGAUGGAAAUUGCCAUUUGAAUGCCGAGCAAUCAUAUAACCCAGCUGACAACAUUUAUGACUAUCCUUCAGUCAGCCAGAUUGCAGCCAAACUGCGUGAUAAGUCCACUAACAUUAUUUUCGCUGUGAUGCCUAAUGUUGUCUCUCAUUAUAAGCGCCUGGAAAAUAUUUUGUCGGGUUCCAGCGUUGGGACACUUGAAUCACAAUCAGAAAACAUCAUACAGCUUAUUCGAGACAACUAUGAUAAACUGAGAUCCAAAAUAGAGUUUGUACCAAGGAAGGCAGAUGAUGUGGAAUUUACAUUCAAAUCUAAAUGUCUAGAAGAAAUCCUAAAGGAGACUGAUUCCUGUGAUGGACUGGAGAUCAAAGAUAGUGUAACAUUUAAUGUCACAAUGACAGUCACCACUAAAGCAUGUGAAGGUCACACUGGGGUUAUUGAGCGGUCAGUAGACAUAGCAGCUGUUGGUCUGGCAGAAAAACUCACCAUCAACCUGAAAAUUGCCUGUGACUGUGAUUGCGAGGGACCAUCUGUGAGGGAACAAAACAGUACCAAAUGUUCAAAUGGUCAAGGUACUUUUGAAUGUGGCAUCUGUAAAUGCAAUCCUGGUCGACAUGGCCGUGAAUGUGAAUGUGAUGAGACCAAGAUCUCCAGUGAAGAAUCUUUUUCUUUGUGUCGUGCAAACCAGAAUGACAGUCUCAUAUGCACUGGUCAUGGCGAAUGCGUCUGUGGUGAGUGCAGAUGCUUUAGCUCUAGCUCUGAUAGUGGACGUCGAUACAGUGGACAGUACUGCGAGUGUGAUGACUUAAGCUGCCCUCGCAGUUCAGAUGACAGUUCUUUAUGUGGUGGUCCAGGUCGUGGACGGUGUGUUUGUGGAAACUGUGAAUGUCUGAACAUGUGGUCUGGACCUGCCUGUGACUGCUCCACAGACAACUCGACAUGCAUGGCUUCCAAUGGGCUGGAGUGCAACAAUCAAGGAGUGUGUGAGUGUGGCCGCUGUUUGUGCAAUUCUGAUUCUCAGUACAUAGGUCCUACCUGUGAAGAAUGUCCAAGCUGUCCCAGCAGGUGUACACAGUAUCGUGACUGUGCAGAGUGUCGUGGGUUUAAUGCAGGAAAGUAUGGUCCAGAAGAAUGCAAAGAGAAAUGCCCUGAGGUCAUCAUUACAGAUGUACUGGAAGAGGAGGGAGGACGUAUCCGUAAGUGUAACUUCCGCGACACCGAUGAAUGCCUGUUCUAUUUCACCUAUGUAUAUGAUGAAAACAACAAUGUCGUUAUCAAGGUGCAGAAAAAUAAAGACUGCCCGGAGGAGGUCAAUGUUGCCAUGAUCGUCGGGCUGGUGGUUGCUGGCAUUGUGCUGAUUCCCCUUCUAGCUCUCUGCAUCUUUAUCUUUAUUCGAAAUCGGCGGGAUGCUGCAGAGUAUGCUGAAUUCUUGAGGGAAAAAGAGCGUACUAAAUGGGAAACAGGAGCUAAUCCUAUCUACAAAGAUCCUCAGUGUACCUUUGAGAAUCCAACUUUCCACCAGUGAAUAAUUUUGUGUGAAUGUGUAAUUAUCAUAAAUUGAUUGGGCAAGCUAAGGAGAUCCUUUAUCCUGCGAGGUUCCAGGUGUGCAUCUGUCUGCACACACACAGUCUCAAUUGAUCCACCCAACAGAAUCAUUGGACAAGAGGCGAGGAAUGCAACCUAAAUAUGUUCUGUCAUAAAGUGCAGCCGGAGGCAUGGUUCACAUAUUAACAGGUGACGAAUUAACAAGACUUUCUAUCAAUGUGAAUCAUUUACAAGGUUACAUAUGCAUGACAGAUUUAUCGAGUGUGAGAAAGUCUCACAUCCUAUUUCUUUUUCAAUUUCAGCCAACAUAGUUGUCAGCUUGAAAGCCUCGUGCAAACUUGGUCUUAAAAGAUAUUCAGUCUUGUUUAUAUCCAUGAAGACUUUUUUAAAAAUAAUAAACAGUUGAUAAUAUUUUAAAGGAACUUGUUCACAAGCUAAAACAUGUUCCAGAAGAUUGUGCUCUUUUGGAUGAUGUGACAUUGAUAAUGAAUCUCAAAAAAAUCUAUACAUUAAAUAUUAUGUCUAUCCAAGAACUCUCAGCUUGCUGUAUAAAUAUCUGAAGAUCACUCAAGCUGUUUGCUUUUAUGGCACCUAGAGUGGUUUUAUGAAACUAAUCAACCGAGGAUAAAACGUUUUACAUAUGCAUACCUAUAAAUACAUAUCCAUCACAUAAGAAUAUUAGACUGUUACACCAUUUUAAUUUCCUGUUUAUCUUAUUUGUGUACAUUUUAUCAUCAAAAUUCAUGCAUUUAUGCAAUCUACUCCUUUUUACAGUGUUGCUUUUAAUAUAAGAUGGAAUAAAAUGCUUCUGCAUUAA
Messenger RNA from Pomacea canaliculata, 3412 nucleotides. Its product is annotated as integrin beta-1-A-like. Gene Ontology annotation, cellular component: cell surface; focal adhesion; integrin complex. Lineage: Eukaryota; Metazoa; Mollusca; Gastropoda; Architaenioglossa; Ampullariidae. Gene Ontology annotation, biological process: cell-matrix adhesion; cell adhesion mediated by integrin; cell migration. Gene Ontology annotation, molecular function: integrin binding. The record is from RefSeq and is a predicted model, not a curated record.